Messenger RNA from Chironomus riparius, 2901 nucleotides. The record is from the annotation of a GenBank genome assembly. Lineage: Eukaryota; Metazoa; Arthropoda; Insecta; Diptera; Chironomidae.
UUUAUUUUUGAAACAAAUUGCACUAAACAAUAUAAAUCUUUAUAAGGUUUUCGAAGUGAACUAAAAGUUAUUUCAUAUAUUCGAAUUUUAAGCAACGAGAACAAUUUAAAAAUCAAUCAAAAUGUCCACUUUACAAGGACAACAACAAAACUUCAACAAUGCAGUUUUCGUUAAUCCAAACAAUCAAAUACGUCAAGUAUUCACAUUCAGUCCAAAUGUCAAUCAAAAAAGAUCAACAACCAACAUUAAUGGAUACGAUUCAACACCAAGAAAGAGAAAACAUGUGAGUGACAAUAACGAAGCUGAUCAAGCUGACAAUUCAGGAAAGCGUCAACAUAUUGAGGCACAAACAAAUUCUCAUCAUCAAAGCAUUUACACUUGCUUCAAUAAUAACUGCCAGCACAGGUCAUUCUCGAAUGAAAGUUUCUCAAAGUUAUUGAAUUUCUUUCAAAAUGACCAACGCAAUGUUUUGAAAGGAUUCUGCAUGAAUUGUGGAAGUUCAAUAUUUGAGGAACUCUUCCAUUUGUAUGAGCAUUUUCGUGGCUUUUCGCAGUCUUGUGAGCAGGCAAAUGUCGAGAUAAGAAAUGUUCCAUCAAACGACUUUGUUAAACCAUUCAUUAUAAAGAAAGAGGCUGUAGACAUUUUAGAACAAACAGAUUUCAUAGAUCAAUUUGAAAAGACAAAUGUCAGUGAUAUGGAACUUGAUGAUUCUAUUACCGGACGAGAAGUUCAUGAAAAUACACCAAAUAAUGUAGAAUUAAGUCCUGUUGCGAAAUCAACUCAAGCACCAAACCAGAACAACGUUGAUGAAACUUCUUUUAACAUUAAGAAGGAAGCCAUUGAAAGACAUCACGAUUUGGAAGCAACUGUGAGAAUGCCCGAACCAAAAAAAUCAGUUUCAAAUAAAUUUGAGGACCUUAAUGCCACAGUGUUGAUUCCUUAUGAUCAACACAGAUUGAUUCAAAGUAUUGAGCCAAAAGAGAAUUUGGUUCCAAAUUCUGAAAAGUUAUGCUCAUCUAAAUUAACAUGCCUUGAUUUUAUCAGCAAGAAGAUUGACAAUGCUAAGAAUAACGAAAGCGAUAAGAAAAAGAACAUAACGCCGAAUAAAAAAAGCAUUUUCAAUCUUAAGAAAAAAUCAAGCACAGAAGUUAAAAAUGUAGAACCAAAGGAACCAGAAGAUGUUGACAUGUCACUCAACAACAUUACUAUUGACAACUUGCUUGAAAGAAUCAAAAAUUCAACAAAAACAGUGAAAGAAGGUCCAAAGUUUGUCAUUGAAGUUGAGGACUUGGAUAAAGGAAAUGACAAGAAUAAGAAGACAGAAAAAGAAAGUCAAAAAUCAGAAGAAGCUAAGACAAAGUCCAAACAAAGAUCUUCAAUCAACAAUUAUUUUUCAAAGAUUGAUGGAACUAAGAAAUUUAGCAAAUCAGAAGCUUGCAGUGAAUUCCAAUCAAACUUCAGUGAACAACUAAUGACUAAGGUUAUGACAGAAAAGACACCAAUAAAAGGAACUCCAAAGCGAAAAGAGUCACUAAGAAAUAGAAAUGAAAGUGAAAAGCAAUCAAUAAACAAGGAAACAGAAAUCAACAACAUUGCUGCAGUAAAUCUAGAGCAAGUUCAUCCAAAGUAUCAAACUAAAUUAGCAUCAAAUGAGGAUAAGUCUACAAAAUCUGAAACCAAACUAAUUAAGCAAUCAGAUAAGGCAGACAAAAAGUCAUCAAACUUAAACAAUUCGUCAACAUCGCAUGACAAGUCACUAAACAAUUCACAAAAGUCACUAAACAAUUCACAAAAGACCUUAAACUCUACAACAUUUGAAAUGACAAAACAUGUUCCGUACAUGGUUGACAUUGAAGCUCUAAUCGCUAAAAGCUCAUCAAAUGCAGAGCUAGUAAGCAUCAAAGAUCUCUAUCCAUGGAUUAAUCAAAGCGUUACAUCGAUAAUGUUUAAGACAAAACCAUCAAUUGACAUCCUGCUGAAUGAAUAUUCGCUGUUCUCAACAUACAAAUGCAUGAACGAGUUCUGUAACUUCUUCACGACAGAUUUUGAGGAAUUUAAGACACAUGCAAAGAGUCAUGACUCAAUAAAUAAUUAUUGCAGCUACUGCUUGAAGAACUUUGACAAGUCAAUUGAUCUGUGCAAUCAUCUCGACAUUUCUCACAAAUUUGAUAGAUUCCAAUGCAAUAAAUGUAUGUUCAGGUCGUGUCAGAAAGGAUAUGUUGAUGUUCAUCAGCGUGUACAUCAUGCAGAUAAAGAAAAUUGUGAAGUCUUCAAAUCACCUGUUCAAAAAUUAUUGAAAAGUGAUCGAUCAAAGUGUCUGCCAGCUUUGAAUAAGAACCGCGAGAAGUUUGUCAUGCCGUAUAGAUGUAAAACACCUAGAUGCCGUGAAGUAUUCUACUGCAAGGAUAAUUAUCGCAAGCACCUCGAAAUGGAAUCACAAAAGCCAUCAUGCAAAGACUUUAUGGCUCUAAUUUGCCAUCAACUCACAUUAAUUGACCAUUCAAGAACCACAACCAAUGCUGAAGGUGUCUACCAAUGUCUACACUGCUCAUACGGAACUGACAGCUCAAACAUUUUUGAUCAUAUGGCACUUAAUCAUCCACAUGAGUUUGCAUAUGUUUGUAAACGAGUAAAGCCACAAAGGCUGGUUGAGUUGAACAUUAUCUCAGCACAUGAAACAGUCGAGAAUUCAACAUCAAUUGAGUAUUUUGGAACGACAACGGCAGAAGCAAAGAGUUUUAAGGGUGAUUUGGAAAAGUUGAAUUUUAAAAAUUUGGGAAAGGAAUUGAAAGGAAAAAAGAGAUUUGUUGUGAGUGAUGUUAUGUCGAUUGAUAAUUGAGGAAGGAGAUGAAGAUGUAAAUCAUUGAAUUAAGAAUAAAAUCUGUAAAUACAUAAAAUGAC